Molecule: messenger RNA, 1273 nt
Organism: Exaiptasia diaphana
Lineage: Eukaryota; Metazoa; Cnidaria; Anthozoa; Actiniaria; Aiptasiidae
Product: neuronal pentraxin-2-like
Exons: 3
Coding region: 32-967 (311 amino acids)
Source: RefSeq, a predicted model, not a curated record
GCCAUCUACAAAUUUAACUGAUAAACCUAAAAUGUGCAAGUCCAGAGUUUCGGCGAUUUUAAUAAGUUCUACUGCCGGAAUGAUUUGGGCAUUUAGUUUUCAAAUGACUGAAGCCGACUGUCAAACCUCRGUAUGGGGAGUACAACUCGCAAACCAUGUGAUGUCGAAUUUGACAAUCGGUGAUAUCGAUAGCUGUUACAGGACUUGUGCCGCGAAGCCGGGCUGCAGGAGUAUAAACUAUUACAGAGACAAGUCCCUCUGUGAGCUUAAUAGCCGAACAAUGGAGAACACGCCCCAAAUGACAGUCAUCAACGAAGACUCUGUGUACUUCAAGAUUCCAGAUGACGGAGGACAAAUAAUUGUGAUAUUUCCUCAAGCAAGUUUGCAAAACAAAGUUGUCCUAGAAAACUGGUUCGAAUAUUUGAAGGCCUAUACAGUAUGCUCAUGGAAUCAAGCAACAUCAAAACCUAAACAAGCACUUUUCAGCUACGCAACCUAUGAAAGUCAAAACGAAAUAUAUGUAGAACUCAAGAAAGAUUCGUCGACUACAUUUUUAAAAGUGUACCUAAUUGAUUAUACCGGGGAGGCGGUGUAUCCACUCGAURRUGACUGGCACCAUUUUUGCUUAACAUGGGAGAAUACUCUUGGAAAGUGGGAAAUAUACAUCGAUGGCGUCAUAAAAUCUGAAGGAAAAAAGAACCCAGGCAGAGUUYCUUCUGGAAGGGGUGUCGUUAUACUUGGUCAGGAUCAAGACUCGGUUAAAGGAGGCUUUGAGAAAAGCCAAAGCUACCAAGGCAAUUUGACCAACGUGAAUCUUUGGAACAGGGUCCUCUCAGCACAGGAGGUAGCUGACUUGUCUCGAUCAUGUUCCGUUGGAGAAGGAAAUGCUAUCAUGUGGUCAGACUUCAUUUCCAAAAUAGAAGGGAAUAUCGAGCUGCUUAAAGCUUAUCAUGGUUGUGGUAAAUAAAGUGUAACUUUCGUCAGCUUUGAUGAUCCKUCAAGACGUUUUUAAAGCACAUUAAGAAGCAUGCAGGCUAAUCAGUUGACUGGGGCAUGUAUUUAAAUUAGAUUAUUGUAUUAUUAUUUAAAUUUGGUACUUCACAAAAUUCACAAAUCUUAAAACUACAAAUCAAAAGACAGAAGCAUAUGUAUAUAAAUUAGAGAUGUUGAUAUUAGAGAUCAGUAACUUAACAUCAGUAACUUGACAACAGUAGCCUAACAACAGUGUAACCAACAAAAGUUACCUAACAACAGUAAGUCAAUAUUAGUUUGU